Molecule: messenger RNA, 798 nt
Organism: Closterium sp. NIES-65
Lineage: Eukaryota; Viridiplantae; Streptophyta; Zygnematophyceae; Desmidiales; Closteriaceae
Source: the annotation of a GenBank genome assembly
AUGGGGUGGAAGCCGGCGCAAACGGCGAUCCGUGCAUGGAAAAUACUGCGCGGCGACAAGGUGAUGGUGAUGGCGGGCAAGGACCGCGGGCAGACGGGCACGGUGACGGCCGUGCUCAAGGACAAGAACCGCGUCGUGGUGGAGGGGCUCAACCUGGCAAAGAAGCAUGUGAAGAAGGCAGCGGACUCGCCCGGGGGAGUGAUCACAGUGGAGGCGCCCAUCCACCUCUCCAACCUCUCGCUGCUCGACCCGGAGACUGGUGCGCCGUGCCGGGUGGCGAUCCGGUACACGGAGGAGGGAGCCAAGGUGAGGGUGGCAGCCGGCAGGAGUGCUUCAGGGGCCGUCAUCCCACGCCCUGAAAUCCUCAAGAACCGCCGCACACCGCUCCCCACCGAAGCCGGCCCGCGGGACACAAGUCCCGAGGCAGCGCACGCAGUGACGUACGACUACCAGUCGGGGGAGGGCGGGCUUCCCCCUUUGGUGUGGCGCAACGAGCGGUGGGAGGUGGACACGGCUAAGUGGCACGCCAGGAUCGCUGCCGCUGCCAAGAUGAGGGGGUCUGCUGGAAUAAGGGGUGCUGCUGCCAAGGCUGUGGGCGGGGCAGGGCACAUUUCUAAGGGGGUUGAGAGUCACAAGAUUGCUGCUGCCGCCAAGAUGCGAGGGUCGGGUGGGACGCAGGUUCUGCUGGCGAAGCUGUGGCGGGGCAAGGCAUGGUUCCAUGGCUCAGGAGGGGGAGACUCAGGCCAAGGGCAAAACGACCGGUGGGAGGUGGACAGUGAAGGGUGUGUACUGGGAUAA